Parasteatoda tepidariorum (common house spider) is the source of this 1842-nucleotide messenger RNA. Its product is annotated as torsin-1A-interacting protein 1. Gene Ontology annotation, cellular component: membrane. The record is from RefSeq and is a predicted model, not a curated record. Lineage: Eukaryota; Metazoa; Arthropoda; Arachnida; Araneae; Theridiidae. Gene Ontology annotation, molecular function: ATPase activator activity. Gene Ontology annotation, biological process: membrane organization.
AGUUAGGUGCAACUUUCCUCUAUGCUUUCAACCAUAAGUUUCAUUAAUAGAAAAACAGAGCUACAAGCUAACGCAAAGAACCCGUCGCACCUUUCUCCGAUAUACAAACCAUCAAGAAGAAAAGCGCCUUAUCAACUCAAUAAUGGAGGAAAAUCAGAGAGGAAGCUCAUCAAAUGAAGAGGAUGAAAUGUCAGGUGAUGAAGAGACCGGAGAAUCUGGUUUACAACCUGUAAUGAUAGAGAAUUCUAAGAUAUCUGUUGAAAAAUUCGACCCACAUCUGUUGAAACGACGACCCAUACAUGAAAAAGAGAAUAAACAAGCAAAAUAUAAAAAACAAUCCUCAGAUCAGAAUGAGGAAAAAAAGGCCCAAAUCAGUAAUACGGGCUCUCUAGUAUCGCCCUACUCGUUUCUCCUCUGUAUUCUUAUCCUAUGUGUUGUCGUCUCUGUCUUCUACCUGUAUUGGGUAAAGACUUCUUACCCAAUUAAAGACACUCAGUUGGACGUACAGGAGUUGAUAAGUGACUUGAAGAGCAAAUUUGAAGGCCAGCCCAAUAUUACCUAUAAGAUGAUCGAGGCUGUCGUAAAAAGAGCUUCCAAAAAUCCCGAAUCUCCUGGUAUAAUCGUUUUGAUAUUCUCCAGGAAAACCAAGGACAUCACCGACAAGUUGGCAAACCGAUUAGUGCAGUUGGUGUCGGAUCCUCACAAUUUCGUGUUGAUUGACUUCAGGUACUUUUCGACUGCCGAGCAGCUCAAGAGGGAUAUUGACGAUACCAUUCAAGGCAACUUGACCCAAGUGCAGCAAGUGAGAGCUGUCCUGGUGAGAAACUUGGAUCAGAUUCCUUUUGAGGCAGCCAUGAUAUUCCACAGUUUGUGCGAUCAUGAAAACGCUCCCUUCAAGAGAGUCCUAUAUGUGAUGACUGCUUCUGUAGAAGAGGAAACUAUUCCUCCCGAAUCCGGGCAAUGGGACAAACUAGCCUCCAAACAUCUGAAAGCCGCAUGGAGAGACAGCGGCGAAGACCAAGUAGCUUCUCUUAUUAGCAGACUGACAGUCAAUGUGGCCGCUGUUGUUUCAAAGGAAUGAUGACACGUCAUAAGUUGCAGUAUUUUUUUUCUGCGAUAAAAUGAGCUUUUACUCAUAUCAGAUAUAAACUGAAAUGAAAAGUACUGAGACAGUAAAAUAUUUUUCAGAGUAUUAUGUGUAUAACUUACUCAUUGGAUUUUUUUUUUAAUUUGAAAUUUUUCAUGAUUUUUUCUUUUCUCUAUUAAAAUUUAUUCUAAUUUAAAUUCAUUGGUCCAUAUAUAGAUGAACCAAAAAGUUAUCUAAUGAUAUAAUUGAUGUUUUGUUUUCCUAUGUUUAUAUUCUCGUGUUUAAAUAAUUUCUUGGAAAUUAAAUAAUUCUUAUGUUUUCAAUAAAUGAAAAACAUUUUUAGUUUUACUAAAGAUAUUUAAAACUUUAUUAGUCACCCCUUUUGUAAGAAAAAAUAUUUAAUGCAUUUUACUGUAAAAUAUCAUAAAAAAACUUGCAUGAUAUUAUUUUGAUAUUGCACACUGUCAAUAUACGGCAUUGAGAUAAGAAAUGCAUUAACAAAUGAAUUGCAGGAAAAAGUAUUUUAACCUUAUUCAUGUGUGUAAAUAGCAAAAUACUUUUAAAUGUAGAAACAUUUUUUUACAUGCCAAAUGACUGUUUUUGUAUAGUAUAUAAAAAAAUAUACUUGUUCUUCUAAUUGCUUUAAAAAAGAUACUAUUUAAAUGUUAAGUUUUGUUACUCAUAAUUGUAUUUUCACUUUUUAUACAAUUCAAUGUAUUGUUAUGUAGCCCAAAAUAAAAUAUUUUGUUCAUAAA